This is a messenger RNA of Plenodomus lingam JN3, 2772 nucleotides long. Lineage: Eukaryota; Fungi; Ascomycota; Dothideomycetes; Pleosporales; Leptosphaeriaceae. The record is from RefSeq and is a predicted model, not a curated record.
AUGAUGUUCCCACAUGGGCCUGCAAACUGCCAUCAUCGUCCCACACCCUUCUGUACUGAACGCGAGGAGCUGUCGUCUGCAGAAGUUGCCAUGGACGUUUUAACAUUUACUAACUUCCCUGCGAAGCGCGCAAAGACAGGACAUGCUGCGAAGCAAGCCAUUCCUGAAGGGCCACCUGUCUCUCCGACUUUGACACCUGCCUUACCUGAGCCCAUGCCGCCGACAACUACUACCAGCCCUAGUCAAGAUGAGCUGGCUUUCUUCGAUCGGGUCAAGAAGUACAUUGGCAACAAGAACACCAUGAACGAGUUUUUGAAGUUGUGCAACCUCUUCUCGCAGGACUUGAUCGACAAGCAGCUUCUGAUUGCACGUGCGCAUUCUUUCAUCGGUGGCAAUCAGGAGCUGUUUACCUGGUUCAAAAAUUUCAUGGGUGAAGAUGAGGAGCAGCAAAAGUCGCGCCCAAAGACAGUCAAUUCUCGAGUAUCGCUUUCCAACUGCCGCAGCCUUGGCCCAAGUUAUCGAUUGCUACCGAGGCGUGAACGCGAGCGCGUAUGCAGCGGACGUGACGAGCUCUGUCGAUCUGUAUUGAAUGAUGAAUGGGCUUCUCACCCAACAUGGGCGUCGGAAGAUUCCGGUUUUGUUGCUCAUCGCAAGAACACCUUUGAAGAAGGACUACACAGGAUUGAGGAGGAACGCCACGACUAUGACUUCAACAUCGAGGCUUGCAAUCGCACGAUCCAGCAACUCGAGCCGAUCGCUAACCAGCUACUCACCAUGAAGCCAGAGGACAGGACCAACUUUGUAUUGCCACCUGGUCUUGGUGGCCAAAGCGAGACGAUAUACAAGCGUGUCAUCAUGAAGAUCUACGGGCGCGACAAGGGCAAAGAUGUCAUCAAAGAGCUCUUUGCGAUGCCAUGGAGCGUGGUUCCCGUUCUACUACACCGUCUCAAAACAAAGCUAGAGGAUUGGAAGGCUGCUCAGCGAGAGUGGGAGAAGGUUUGGCGCGAUCAGACUCAAAAGAUCUUCUGGAAGUCACUCGAUCAUCAAAGCAUCACAGCCAAGCAGGCAGACAAGCGGCAAUUCCAACCCAAAUCUCUUACAAACGAAAUUCAGGUCCGCUACGAGGAGCAGAAGCGUCAGCAAACCAUCCAGGAGAUUGCACAACCGGACUAUCAAUUUGCUUUUGGGUUCAAGGACGAGGAGGUGUUAUUCGACGUUGCUCGCCUGAUGCUCACCUUUGCGGAUAACAAUAAUAGUGCCGACUUUUCCAAAGUCGUUCCAUUUAUCAAGGAAUUCAUCCCGCUCUUCUUCGGCAUUGACGCACACAAGUUUGAAGAGCGAGUACAUACGUCUGGCCGGGACACACCGAACGACUCGGGAGAAGAUACACCUAGCCCUGAUGAUGACGUUUCGCAGCGCUCGCAGAAGCCGAAGAAGGGCGAUUUGCGUCGUGAUGUUCUGGAUCCCCGUGGAAAAUCACGCAAGGACAAGGAAGACAGUGUCGCUUCGGGCAGCCGGGACACUACACCUGAAAUCGCAUCUGGUGUUGAAGACGAAGCAAAUGGCGACAGCUCGAACUCCAACCCCCGCGAUGAGCGACCAGCAAGCCAUUGGGUUGAGUAUUCCGCCAUGCCAAGCGCGUUUGGUGACAAGGAAUUCCAACACGAGGAGCCUUAUAGGCGGUCCGACUACAACAUGUACGCGAAUGCUUCAAUAUACUGCUUCUUCCGCAUGUUCGUCAUGCUGUAUGAGAGGUUGUUAAAGCUCAAGGAAAGCGAGGAGGACGUCCGACGGAUCGUUAUGCGUGCCAAGGAGCCAAAGGCCGCGCAGAGGCUGAAGAUGCUUGACAAGCAGCCUGAGGACUUCUUCAAAGAUACGUCUCCAUCCGCAAACUAUUACCAGCAAGUGCUCGAUAUGUUACAUGAGCAGAUUAUUGGCGAAGUGGACAUGAACUUCAUCGAGGAAACAUUACGACGAUACUAUCUGCAGAUUGGCUGGCAGUUGUACUCCUUCGAUAGACUUCUCAGCUCGCUUGUGCGUUUCGCGCUUGCUGUUGUCAGUCACGAUAACAAGGAUAAGAGCCUUGACAUAUACAAUCUUUUCAGGAAGGAUCGCGUCAACGACACCACCACACACAAAAACGAGAUCAAUUACAGGAAAGCUGUGGAGAAGUAUGCAAAGGAUGCUGAUACCUACCGCAUAACCUACGACCCUGCUCGCAAGGAAGCAUUCGUACGACUCUUCAAGAAGGACGAUCCCACAUUUGAAUUCAACAUCGUCGACAAAGUCAAGCGUUGGCGCGCAUACGUUGCAUCCUAUAUGGCCGUUGAGCCUACGGAAGGAGUGGACGCUUCGAAAAUUCACCAUCCUUACCUCAAGAAGCGCAUGGCCAAAGCAGAAGAUCUCUCAGAUGAGACUCGCUUCGAACACGUCAAGCACAACGAUAAGAUUACUGUCUCCAUCAACCCUGCUGCGUAUACCAUGACGUUCAUCAACAGCGAGCCCUUUGGCACCGGUGGCGUUCAGUACUUCCUACAACCAGACUUUGUUCGCGCUGGCUUAAGCGAGAGCGUACCCAAGCCAGUGGAGGAGUACGAGGCACUUAUCAAGGCCCGCAAGGAGCGUGCUACUGAGAUAUUAUGCAUGAACAACGCAUGGAUGAAAGACCUCAGCCGUGAUGACGUUGAUGCUAAGAAGGCCGCCUGGAAAAAGGACCUCGAAGAGGCCAGGACCGUGACUGACGACGACGAUGUGGACAUGGAUGGAGCCUAG